UACAGUCUAUGAUGAAGAACAGCUGUCAUAGAAAUUUACUACGGUUGUGGUUUCGUACUAAUUUUGUUGCAGUGAAUAAAGUUUGAAUUAGCCAAUUUGAAAUCAAAUUAUUUUUGGAUAAUUUAAUUUGAAGAAUCAUUAUAAAAAUGGCUAGCUUUCAUCUUAUGCGAAGCAUCAGACAUCUGCCUGCAGCAUUUGUUAAACAAGGCCAGUUGUCCUUUGCUAGAAGUUGCAUACCUGCUGAACUUUUUAGACCAGCUUUAAUUCUCAGCGAUGCCAAAUAUAACACAAUGACAUCUUCUGUAAAAGAUGGUUUUAAAAGGAAUUUACCACAGAUUUCAUCAAUGCCGAUGAUUGCAAAUCAGUCGCGAUUAGCAAGUACUGUUGGAGAUCACGUCCGUCUGUGGCAGCUGGAAAGAACAAUUGCAGCAUCCUUUAUUGGAUUACUCCCUGCUUGUAUCAUUUUGGAGAAUGCUAUAGUUGAUGGUCUAUUUGGUAUACUUCUUGUUAUGCAUAGUCAUUGGGGAUUGGAAGCACUGAUUCUCGACUACGCUAGACCUGCAGUUGUUGGAACUCUUCUGCCAAAAGUCUUAAACUUCCUUCUAAAUCUAAUCUCUGCUGCAACACUCGCAGGACUUCUUGUUCUUGUCUACAAUGGACCUGGCAUUGGAAAGUCGAUUAAAAGUGCAUGGGCAAUUGGUAAAGAGGAAAAGUGAAAACAGAAAUCUACAUAGCUAUACCCAUCGGUCUAUACCAAGACAUUGUAUUAGAAAACUAAUUAUCAUAUGUAUAUUAUAAAGGAAUAAAUUAUUAAUUGUUUUAGCUAUAUUAA
This is a messenger RNA of Cephus cinctus (wheat stem sawfly), 832 nucleotides long. RefSeq names its product succinate dehydrogenase [ubiquinone] cytochrome b small subunit, mitochondrial (gene SdhD). The coding region runs from base 147 to 716 and encodes 189 amino acids. The transcript has 4 exons. Gene Ontology annotation, biological process: tricarboxylic acid cycle; mitochondrial electron transport, succinate to ubiquinone. The record is from RefSeq and is a predicted model, not a curated record. NCBI's taxonomy places the organism in Eukaryota, Metazoa, Arthropoda, Insecta, Hymenoptera, Cephidae. Gene Ontology annotation, cellular component: membrane; mitochondrial envelope. Gene Ontology annotation, molecular function: ubiquinone binding; heme binding.